GUCCGUUUGGUAAUCUGUCCCCCUUUGAAGGCAGUGACAUCUGUACCGCAGGAAGGGUUAUAGGAGGGAAGGGGGAAUUUGCGCUGACCCCGUUAUCUUACAGAUGUCAAGUUCCAUGUCUUCUGGUGGGUGUCCACAGACCCCUGUAAUUUGUACUAGCUCUUGGCUUUGUGACAAUGAGUUAGAGUCCAUAUUGGAUGUAGCCUACUCAGAUACUGUUAUUGGAAAGGAUGACCAUCCUAUAAGGGACAGGGGUGCACUUUUAACACCAACACAACCUUCAGAAGCUGGCAGCCCCUGCACAUUGUCAUUGAGUUGUGUUUUACAAAAAAAAGAUCGGAUACUGAGUCUUAGUAUCUACAGCCAAGCAAGAACUAUUGAAGUUUACAGUGUGGUGGGGCAGGAUGAGGAGUAUUUGGGUACUAGCAGGGGAGAAAGGUUUUCUAUAUGCGAGAAGGAUAUUUCUGUUACAUUGUACAAAACAUGUCUCAAGUUGGAAACUCCAGUACUAUCAUGCAAAAUUAAGCUUCUCUCCCUUGGUGGGAAAAAUUCUGUCUUCUUGAGCAAGAUUUCCGUGCAGGUGACACUAGUCCACGAAAGGGCUCCCCAGCCUUCCCCAAUGCUGAACUCUUCUAUUAAUAUGGAUCGAGUGCAGAGUAUAAUGGACAGCAUGGGCGGCAAACUUUCACCUGGUGCAGAACAGCUGAUGAGUAUGGUGCGCUCUCAGCAGAAGCAUCAGGCUCCCUUUGGAGCUCAUUUACUGCAGCUUUUUGGAGGGCUUGAUCGAGCGGUUGACCGUGAGCUGCAGAAAGAGAGGGUUCCAGACAUGACCACCAAAGCUCUUGAUAUUGCUGAUGGAACUUCGCAAAGUCAGAUACAAUUAAAUUCUAGUGCAUCCCCUCAAAAUCAUGGCACCCCAGACUGUGACCUGAAGACCGUGUUUUCUUCAUUCUUGCACAAGCAAAUGAAUACCAUGGCUUAUGCACCAAAUCACAACUCCUUACCUCAGCUGCUACAGAAUCUGCAUUUAGAAAAGGACUUUCCUCUGAGAAAGGAAAGAGAAAAUGGCGCAGAGUCUUAUCAGACAUCAAGGGAGGAAAAUAUGGUUGGCACAUUGGAGAAGCUCCUGUCUGUACACAUGGAACGUAUGGAGAGGACUCUUAUGGAUCACAUUGAUCAAAUGAAAAGUCUCCAGGAUCAUCUUGAUUCACGACUGAAUUUUAUUAUAAAUGCCAUACAUAGCAGUUCCUCUGGGUCUUUAUCUUUAACCACUGCGGAGAAUCUUACCAAUAAGCUUUCUGACCAUAAAGGGGAGGAACAUCCUUACUGUAAUGGACUUCCCAGCAACUGCUUCUCUGAUCUGACUACUUUAUCCUAAAAAGAUGUUUACAUUUUCUUCUGCUUCCGGUGACUUACGGAGGUGACAUCAGACUUGGAGCAACUACUUUCUUCUGUCUUUCGUUUUUCCUCUCCUCAUGUUCUGAACUUCAGCAUUGGAAGGUAUCACCACAGUUCUGUGUAUAAUAAAAUGUGCUGCCCAGGGUUAUUAUACGGCUAAACAAAGUGCUCUAGAUCAGCUGAGCACUUUAUCUCAGUUAUCAGUAAAGGUUAAAAAGCAUUGGUUAAAGGGAUACAAAACCCAAUUUUCUUUCUUUCAUGAUUCAGAUAGAGCAGGCAAUUUUAAGCAACUUUGUCAUUUACUCCUAUUAUCAAAUUUUCUUCAUUCUCUUGCUAUCUUUAUUUAAAAAGCA
Molecule: messenger RNA, 1751 nt
Organism: Bombina bombina (fire-bellied toad)
Lineage: Eukaryota; Metazoa; Chordata; Amphibia; Anura; Bombinatoridae
Product: ATPase PAAT-like
Source: RefSeq, a predicted model, not a curated record